Messenger RNA from Acanthochromis polyacanthus (spiny chromis), 1633 nucleotides. RefSeq names its product lipase member H-like. Gene Ontology annotation, biological process: lipid metabolic process. The record is from RefSeq and is a predicted model, not a curated record. The coding region runs from base 147 to 1511 and encodes 454 amino acids. Gene Ontology annotation, molecular function: carboxylic ester hydrolase activity; lipase activity. NCBI's taxonomy places the organism in Eukaryota, Metazoa, Chordata, Actinopteri, Pomacentridae. The transcript is spliced from 11 exons.
CACACUUCCUGAAGCGAGCGCUGCCCAAAUAUGUAGAGAUAAAAAAAAACGCUGAGGAAAACAUGUAACACUCUGGACUUUUGACACAUCAGGCCAGGACAUACGAUUAUACUUCAAAGAUUAUUUGCACAUUGCUGGUGUAAAGCAUGUCCAUGUGGCAAUAUCUAACAGCCCUCCUGCUGAUAACUGUACAAACAUGUAAAGCAUUUCCAGCUCAGAGGUGUGAGGAAUUUACAGAUCUGGACGUCAGUCAUGCAAUCAUUGGCACCAGCCUCAAGGUGAGGUUGUUGCUGUACACCAGGGAAAACAGCACGUGUGGUCUGCUCAUGUCCCACACCAACCUGACUGCACAUCCCCAGUUCAGCUUGUCCAGACCCACCACCUUUGUCAUUCAUGGCUACCGGCCCUCUGGAUCUCCCCCAAUGUGGCUGAAGCGCAUAACGGAGUUACUGCUGGUCAGAAAAGAUAUUAAUAUCAUAGUAGUGGACUGGAACAACGGAGCCGCUAAUCUGAAUUACUUUAAAGCAGUGCAAAACACACGCAAGGCGGCAGACAACAUCACAAGUUUCAUUAAAAAGAUGCAGGAUGAAGGUGCCUCCCUGAGCUCCAUCCACAUGAUAGGAGUCAGUCUCGGAGCUCAUAUGUCAGGAUUAAUAGGUGCCAGCUUGAACGGGACAAUUGGAAGAAUUACAGGUCUGGAUCCCGCUGGGCCUCUGUUCACUGGUCAUCCUCCAGAGGACCGACUGGACCCCACAGAUGCCAAGUUUGUGGACGUUCUGCACACAGACAUAGAUUCGCUGGGAUUCAGACAAGCUCUGGGUCACAUUGACUUCUAUGCUAAUGGAGGAACAGACCAGCCAGGCUGCCCAAAGACCAUCUUUUCUGGAGGCGCUUAUUUGAAAUGCGACCACCAGAGAUCAGUGUUGCUCUUCCUGGACUCUCUGGAUUGGACGUGUGCCUCCAGGGCCUACCCCUGCUCCUCUUAUAAUGACUUUCUGGAUGGGAAGUGCUUGAGCUGUGAGCGGUUUGGUGCUGCAGGGUGUCCAAUCUUUGGUUAUGAUGUCAUUAAGUGGAAGGACGCCCUGCUGAAACUGAAGGAAACUAAAACAUACUUCGCAACAAAUACAGAGUCUCCAUUCUGCAUGACAAACUACAGAGUGGAUGUGAUGAUUUGGAACAAAGAAGUCCGAUGGGGAUACAUUACUGUUAAACUUCACGGUGAUGGGACAGAAGCAGUGGCAACCAUCGACCAUAAAUCAUCAGAGUUCAAGACGUACACAGAGACCAAGCUGUUGGCCAACUUUGACAAAGACAUUCAAUCAGUAAAAAAAGUGUCUCUCAAUUUCUCCACCGGGAAUGUAUUCCAGCCAAAACGUAAACUCCGUGUUCUCAGAGUUCGUCUCACAAACCUGGAGCGCAAAGAAAGGCUCCUGUGCCGAUAUGACGUCCUCAUUGAGGAGAACAAAGAGGUCACCUUCAGGCCUGUACCCUGUGAAGAAUCCAACUUCUGAGAUAAAGUCUGACUCCACACCCAACAUUUCACUGCUCGUACUGACUCUUCAAUUCCUCCAGUGUACAACAUAAAAACGACUGCAAAAACUGCAAAUUAUACAGCAGCAACCUGUCAGCCAGA